Molecule: messenger RNA, 586 nt
Organism: Anguilla anguilla (European eel)
Lineage: Eukaryota; Metazoa; Chordata; Actinopteri; Anguilliformes; Anguillidae
Product: synaptonemal complex protein 2-like
Exons: 5
Coding region: 218-550 (110 amino acids)
Source: RefSeq, a predicted model, not a curated record
UUUCAUAAACACUGCAGACAAGUCCACAGACCCUGUGGAAUCACUUUUUUUCUUGCAUUUCAGGUUUUUUUAAGAUAAAAUAUAAAGAUGUUUACUCAACUUCUCCCAGAUUUAUAAUCAGGGAAAGUACAUUUGACGUGACUUAUAUCACUUUACACAGGAGAGCUGGAGGUCUGACAAGGUGUCUGUCCUGUUGGAAUAUUCACUUUAAGUUCACAUGUCAAACAUAAGCAACACGGUCUACAAAAUGCCACAUCCACUUGUAGUUGGCAGUCCUUUCCAGACGUACUGGAGGAAGCAGACCCAGGCCUUUCACUCUUACCAGGAGAGAGAGAGCAAAAGGCUCCAGAACCUGAGGAGCACCUUCCAGAAGAAUGUGUGUCACAGCCUUGAGUACGAGGAACAGAUCUUCACAUCUGAGAUGUGCCUGAUGAGGGAAGACAUGAAGUCUGUUCAGGACAAACUAUUUAAGGACAUGCAAGAGGAGGAAAUGCUGAGUGUCCGUAGAGGACUGCAGGCUCUCUUCCUGCCAGAGGGAUGCAGAUUCUGAUCAGAGGACAAAUAUUACCUUACUAGUACACCACAG